AAUCACACACUGUAGACUGUCAGAGGAUGAACGACUGCGCUAUCACAUUGCCCGCUGAAGACGACAAGUGGUUAAAUUUCCAGAAUGUAAACCACAAGGAACGAGUGCCCUUUAUCGUCUACGCAGACCUCGAGUGUGUGCUGCGGAAGACGCAACAUGAUACAGAGCAAGCGUCAUACACAUAUCAACAACAUGAGGUAUUCAGCAUCGGGUAUUACGUGCGAUGCUCAUACGAUGACACGUUAUCCACGUACCGGUUUCGUCGCGAUAAAGAUUGCGUCGCAUGGUUCACUAAACAACUUGAAAAAUUAGCGUAUAAUGUUAAGACUCGUUUAUCAACUAAUAUCCCCAUGGAAACGUUAUCAGAGGAACAAUUGGAGGCAUACCAUAGCGCGACGCGGUGUCAUAUCUGCGAUAAGCCAUUCGCGUCGGAUGAUACGCGGGUGCGCGAUCAUUGUCAUUUGACUGGUCGUUACCGCGGUCCUGCACAUUCUCUCUGUAAUUUAAAUUAUCGAAAUGCAUCAUACAUGCCUAUUAUUUUUCAUAACUUAUCUGGAUACGAUUCGCAUUUCAUUAUUAAGGAAAUAGCCACAGCGUUCAAAGGGAAGACUGACGUACUUCCCAUCACGAAAGAAAAGUACAUUUCUUUUACAAAACAUGUCGUAGACACAGCCGAUAAAUUAGAUCCACACAAUUACAUAAAACUACGGUUCAUAGAUUCAUAUAAAUUUUUAAAUACUAGUCUCGAAAAAUUGGCAUCAUUUCUAGGCAAAGAAAAAUUAAAAAUUGUACGUUCCGAAUUUUUACACUUAUCUGAUGAGGAUUUUGAUUUAUUGACACGAAAAGGUGUAUUUCCGUAUGAGUACGUUGACUGCGUGAACAAGCUGCAGGACACAUGUUUACCGCCGCGCGAAUCAUUUUUCAGUUCCCUGACCUCUGAUACUGUAUCCGAGAGCGAUUACAUGCACGCUGAGAAUGUCUGGAAGCGAUUCUCCGUUCAAACGUUGGGUGAAUACAGCGAUCUAUAUUUGAAAACGGAUGUGUUAUUGUUAGCUGACAUUUUUGAAAAUUUUCGCGAUAAAUGCUUAGAAAGUUACGGUCUCGAUCCAGCACAUUAUUACACUCUCCCCGGAUACACGUGGGACGCUAUGUUAAAAUAUACAAAAAUUACUUUCGAACUGCUUACUGACAUUGACAUGGUAAUGUUCAUCGAACGCGGUAUACGCGGCGGUCUCAGUCAAUGUUCAGGCAGAUAUGCACAGGCUAACAACAAAUACAUGCAGACGUACGACCCAUCGAAACCAUCCUCAUAUCUUAUGUAUUUUGACGUUAAUAAUUUGUAUGGUUGGGCGAUGUGUCAGCCGCUGCCAUAUGGGGAAUUUCAAUGGAUCGAAGUCUCGAAUUUUGACAUAAAUGCGAUCGCUGCUGAUUCACCAACGGGAUACAUUCUCGAAGUUGAUCUCGAGUAUCCCCGAGACCUUCACGACGAGCACGCUGACCUAUCUUUCUGCCCAACACGCGAUAAACCGCCAGGCAAGCGUGAAUGUAAACUUCUCGCUACGCUGUAUGAUAAGGAACGUUACGUCAUACAUUACCGCAACCUGCAGCAGUGCAUGCGUCACGGUCUUCGUAUAGCAAAGAUACACCGUAUAUUACAAUUCGCACAAUCUCCAUGGCUCUGUAAAUACAUAGAGUUAAAUACACGAUUCCGGACACUCGCCAAAAAUGAUUUCGAAAAAAACUUGUAUAAAUUAAUGAAUAAUGCGGUGUUUGGUAAAACCAUGGAGAAUGUGCGCAAUCAUGUUGACGUUAAGUUGUUGACAAAAUGGGUGGGACGGUAUGGUGCGGAGACAAUGAUCGCGAAACCAAAUUUUCAUAGUCGGAGUGUUUUUGCAGAAAAUUUAAUCGCCGUUGAACUUAGAAAACUCGAGGUGAAAUUAUAUAAGCCGAUUUAUGUAGGCAUGUGUAUCCUAGAUAUUUCUAAGACGUGUCUAUAUGAAUUUCACCACGAGUACAUGCUACCUCUGUAUCGUGACAAAUGUAGAGUCAUGUAUACUGACACCGACAGUCUCAUAUACCUCGUCGAGUGCGAGGAUAUUUACGAGACGAUGAAACGUGAUAUUGCUAGGUUCGACACAAGCGAUUAUCCGGUCGACAACGCGUACGGUAUGCCUCUCGAGAAUAAAAAAGUUCCGGGCUUGAUGAAAGAUGAGAAUAAUGGCGUGAUAAUGACUGAGUUCGUUGGACUUAGAGCAAAGAUGUAUGCGUUAAAGGUAGAUGGAAAGAAGGACACUAAAAAAGCGAAAGGUGUCAAGAAUAAUGUAGUAACGCGAACCAUAACAUUUGAUGAUUAUACCCAGUGUUUGAGAGAUGAGAUCGAGAUGACGCGUAGCCAAUCAUGUAUAAGAUCCAAGCUACAUAAAGUAUAUACGGUGUCCGAAACAAAAAUCGCUCUAAGUCCAUAUGAUGACAAGAGAUACCUUAUACCCGAUUCAGUUGAAACGUUACCGUGGGGACAUUAUCGAAUACCACUAUAAUAUCUUUAACAUUAUAUGCACAUUUAAAUUACAUGCACAUUAAAAAUAAUUAUAUAUAUAUUUUUAUGUUA
Monomorium pharaonis (pharaoh ant) is the source of this 2608-nucleotide messenger RNA. RefSeq lists its product as uncharacterized. Gene Ontology annotation, biological process: DNA replication. Gene Ontology annotation, molecular function: DNA-directed DNA polymerase activity; nucleotide binding; DNA binding. The coding region runs from base 27 to 2537 and encodes 836 amino acids. The record is from RefSeq and is a predicted model, not a curated record. The transcript has a single exon. Lineage: Eukaryota; Metazoa; Arthropoda; Insecta; Hymenoptera; Formicidae.